Molecule: messenger RNA, 333 nt
Organism: Mesocestoides corti
Lineage: Eukaryota; Metazoa; Platyhelminthes; Cestoda; Cyclophyllidea; Mesocestoididae
Source: the annotation of a GenBank genome assembly
AUGUACUCCCUUGAUUAUGGCAGACGUUUAGCCUCAUGGAACACCACACUCAACAUAAAGCUGGAAUGUGAGUGCAGCCUCGUGACUGCAAAAGCCUUUGGUUUCUUCGGUCCGUACAUCAGCGCUGGUGAUCUGGACGUGGAGUUGGCAGGACGUGAGGUUGUUUCGUUCGAAGCACUCAACAGAACAGGGUCAGUUUUCCUGAAGAAGACUGAAGUGAAGGCUGCGUCAAGUGACAACACCGAGGGCAGCUGGAACCAUUGGUGCAGCAAACGAAUCGCCUUCUCAGCUGCUCUCACGAAAUUGUCCACUCUUCUUGCCACGACUCUUUAA